AUGUUUUGCGCAGGAGUACCAGAAACGACCCUUUUGGAGAUAAAAAACCGGUUCACUUUGGAUCCUACCUCCUUACCUAUUCGCUACUUGGGUCUCCCGCUCUAUUCAAGGAAACUUUCUGUCUCGGAUUGUGAUCCACUAAUCUCUAAGAUCAGAACAAAGAUGAAUGGAUGGACGCAUAGACAUCUAAGUCUAGCUGGGCGUUUGAGGCUCAUAAGUUCUGUAAUUACAGGUCUAAUUGGGUUUUGGACACAAGCUUUCUUCCUGCCUAAAUCAGUCAUCAGGAAAAUAAACUCGCUUUGCAGCUCUUUUCUUUGGCACGGUAAAUUGGAUAUACCAAUCGGAGCUCGUGUAUCGUGGGAGGCUUUGAGCUUCCCAAAGUCAGAAGGUGGUUUGGGAAUCAAACUUGUAUCCUCCUGGAAUGAAACUUGUGGGUUAAAACUUUUGUGGAUGAUUUUCUUCAGGUCAGGAUCUAUCUGGGUGGCUUGGAUCCGUAACCGGUAUCUCUCACGGCACAGUUUCUGGUCCUUAAAUGACGAAAAUCCCACUUACUCUUGGAUGUUUCGAAAAAUCCUAAAGCUUCGCCAAAAAGCUCUUAGAUUCUUAUCGAUUCAAAUUGGAAAUGGUGAAGACUCUUUUUUUUGGUGGGAUCCUUGGACACCUUUUGGUCCCCUCAUCAAUUAUCUGGGAACUCAGGGCACCACAUCCCUAGGGAUUCCUAUUCAUGCUCUGAUCUCGGACUACAUCUCAGGAGAUGCUUGGAUUCUUCCUCCGGCACGCUCAGAUUUGCAACUAGAGGUUUUUUCCUUCAUCUCCUCAAUCACCCCAUCUCAAGCUAAUGACGUUCCGGUCUGGACAGUGGACAAGCAAGUUAAAACUUCGUUUGUCUCAAAAGAAAUCUGGGAAGAGAUAAGGCCAGUAAAGUCGGAGGUGCAGUGGCAUCGGUUGGUGUGGAAUAAAGUUGCUAUCCCAAAGCACUCUACAAUAACCUGGUAUUCAUGCUGGACAGAAACCCAACGCUAA
Molecule: messenger RNA, 1023 nt
Organism: Microthlaspi erraticum
Lineage: Eukaryota; Viridiplantae; Streptophyta; Magnoliopsida; Brassicales; Brassicaceae
Source: the annotation of a GenBank genome assembly